AUGAGUAGUACGAUUUUCUACAAGUUUAGAUCUCAAAAGGAUAUCGAUAGGAUUUUGUUCGAUGGUACAGGGCUGACGGUAUUUGAUCUGAAAAGAGAGAUAAUUCAAGAGAAUAAGCUUGGUGAUGGUACGGAUUUCCAGCUAAGACUUUACAACCCUGACACUAAUGAAGAGUACGAAGACGACUCCCAAGUUAUACCGAGAUCCAGCAGUGUUAUUGCAAGGCGAUCACCGGCUGUAAAGGCGUUUUCAGUGCAUAGUAUGCAUAGAGGUGGUGCCACUGCAGCACUAGGGAAUGCUACCAGAUAUGUCACUGGUAGACCCAGAGUCUAUCAAAAGAAACCAGUGAGCAACGGCGGUUCUUCAACGAGCGCAGCUGGUGCAGUCAGUGGUGUCACAGAAGAGGAAAGAAUUGCCAAUAUGUUUGCAAAUCAAGAGAAUCAAUGGGAGCAGACUCAACAGGAGAUGUCUGCGGCAACGCCUGUCUUUUACAAAUCACAUAAUCCAAACGCUGCCGAAAAUGAAGGGCCACCACCGCCAGGGUAUAUGUGUUACAGAUGUGGUGCAAGAGACCACUGGAUCAAAAAUUGUCCUACAAACAAUGAUCCAAAUUUUGAAGGUAAAAGAAUUAGGCGUACGACUGGUAUCCCCAAGAAGUUUUUGAAGAGUGUUGAAAUUGACUCUGAGAAUAUGUCACCGGAGGAAAUGGCACAGAGGAAAAUCAUGGUUACGGAUGAUGGUAAGUUCGUUGUACAAGUGGCAGACCAGCAGUCGUGGGAAGAUUAUCAGAGAAAGCAGCAAAACAGGCUGAUUAAUGGUACUGAUAAUCCUUGGCAGAAGGGUCAUUUUAAAGAUUUACCAGCAGAUCUAAAAUGUCCUUUGACAGAAGGUUUACUAAGAGGUCCCGUACGGACGAGUAAAUGUUGCAACACAGUAUUCUCCAAGACCGCUCUUGAAGACUCCUUGCUAGAGAGUGAUUUUGUAUGCCCGAACUGCCAUGCGGAAGGUGUACUACUAGAUUCGCUUGUAGAAGACGAAGAAAAGGCAAAGCAAGUGCAAGAGUUUCUCAAGGAGAGGGACGACGGUAAAGGCGGCCACCUGGGCGCUAAUAAGCGCGACGGCGAGCAAGAGGACUCGCCAAAUAAAAGGUUGAAGGUCGACGGUAAAUCAGAUGGUGAGGGUGCCAACGGUAACGUUAGUGGUGGUGGUAAUGGUGAUUCACAGGUGAAACCACCAGCACCACCGUUACCAAUGCCACCGGUUCCAUUCGGUAUGCCGCCCUUUCCGAUGUUCCCGCCUCCAAUGCCAUUCAUGGCACCACCACCACCACGUAGCACACCGUCACCGGAUAAGAAAUAG
This is a messenger RNA of Zygosaccharomyces rouxii, 1359 nucleotides long. RefSeq names its product cleavage polyadenylation factor subunit MPE1 (gene MPE1). The coding region runs from base 1 to 1359 and encodes 452 amino acids. The record is from RefSeq and is a predicted model, not a curated record. Lineage: Eukaryota; Fungi; Ascomycota; Saccharomycetes; Saccharomycetales; Saccharomycetaceae. The transcript has a single exon. Gene Ontology annotation, cellular component: nucleus. Gene Ontology annotation, molecular function: ubiquitin protein ligase activity; nucleic acid binding; zinc ion binding. Gene Ontology annotation, biological process: ubiquitin-dependent protein catabolic process; protein ubiquitination; mRNA processing.